AUGAAUGGUAAUGGCAGCGCUACAUGUUCACAUGGUCAGGCCGACGACAGAGAUAGGGGAGGAUGUGGUGGCGAUGGUGGGAGUGUAGCUGCUCUUGGUGCCAAAAUGAUUUCCCGCACACUGCCCGAUUGUCAGGGAAAUUUCGUAAAUGUUGGCGUGGUGUGUGAUUUAGAUGUUAUGACGGUUCUAUGCAGAGGUGUUGUUGAUGUUGCCUCUAAAUCUAAUUCAUCGGAGAUGCAAAGACAAAAAGUAGCCAACGAGAAUACUAUUAACCGCUUGCUGGCGAUGGCGAUGUCGGAUGAUGAUGAUUAUGUCUUACUACCAAAGGCGGGUUUCAGUCAAGUUGACAAGGAAAUACCACAAAAUUAUGCAAAUACUACAACUUCUUGCUAA
Molecule: messenger RNA, 393 nt
Organism: Rhagoletis pomonella (apple maggot)
Lineage: Eukaryota; Metazoa; Arthropoda; Insecta; Diptera; Tephritidae
Exons: 2
Coding region: 1-393 (130 amino acids)
Source: RefSeq, a predicted model, not a curated record